Messenger RNA from Aethina tumida (small hive beetle), 1890 nucleotides. RefSeq lists its product as uncharacterized. The coding region runs from base 147 to 626 and encodes 159 amino acids. The transcript has 3 exons. The record is from RefSeq and is a predicted model, not a curated record. Lineage: Eukaryota; Metazoa; Arthropoda; Insecta; Coleoptera; Nitidulidae.
UAGUAUUUUUCCCAGGUCCAUUUGAUCUUUCUGAAUUUUUUUCCACGUUUGUUGUGACGCUGCCUUAGAUAAUCAAGUCGAAUUUGUUGGGCACGAUGUGAUAAGUUGUUGUGGUCUCUUAUAUUAAUUGUAUUUUGAUUAUUGUAAUGGAAGACAGUGGAAUUGAUAGUGGUGAUCAUCAUGGGGAUAACGGAUCUAAACCUAGCGGAAGUGAUUCUUCAAGUGCUGGUAGUAGCAGAUCGCCGCCGAGAUCGUCGAACAUAUCCACGUCCCGACAGCUACAAAGAAAACUUGAGGCUAGGAUAGAACAUGCGAGACGUCUACAUCAGGAGUACAACUCGACGCCUGGCCUAAUUCCCAUACAGAGACUUCCCAUUCCCGGUGCCAAGGAUCAUCAGCCGUUGGUCCAAUGGGACACCGACGAUAGCGAAGAAGAUAUUGUAAACUUCUUCCCAUUGUCGAGAAAGGAGUCCAGAGUGCACCAGGAACUGACCGACACGUUUAGCAUAGAGGAAAUGAGCAUAUCAGGAGACGAUGAGGAAGAGGACGAACUGAAUCUUGUGCCACCCUCGAAGAUCUACAAGAAAUUUGGUUGUUGUCCAUUUUCGUUUUGUGUAAUUAUGUAAUUGUAUUACUGGUUUGAUAAAUGGUUUCGUUAUGUUAAACGUGAAGGUUUUUUGAGUCUUGGGAAUGAAAAUAUAGUGCUUCUAUUUUCAUCUAAUAAAUAAAUCCGUAUACAUGUCAAUUUUUGUGCAGAAACCAUUAAGGGUAGAUUGAAGUUGUUUAUUUUAUCUAUAUAUUUUUACUAUUACACUUUUCAGGGUAGUAAAAUUGUAGUCGUAACAAAAUUUUUUUAGGAUAUUUGAUUCUUAUACCAGAAUGAGACUGAUAAUGACGAAAAGUUUUGAUGGGAAUAAUUUUCAGUAUUCAAUUUAAAAUAAAAUGUUUAAAAAGAUGGAAGUUUUGAAGUGAUAAUAAAGUCUCUUGUCUUAAGUUUUUAGGUAAAAUUGUUUAGUUAAAACAAAUAAUAGUAGUAAAUCAGAAUGUAAAUGUACUUUUAUCUUUUAGUUACAGUGCCAUAGAUGCUUACAUUGAAAACCUUUUUAUGUCUUCCUCUUUUUCAAUCGAAUACAUAAUGAAAAUUGGAGGGUCCAUGAUUAGAUACUAUAAUAUAUUGAUUAAUCAUAUUAAAAAUAAUUGAUGUUAUGGUUAGUAAGUGAGGAUUUUAAGACCAAGUUAUACUCGAUAGACAUAGCGUGUAAUUUACCGCACAUUACAUGUAAAUAGCACUAAUUCUGAAUUUCAGUCGCUGUGUCGCAGUGUGUCAAAGGUUCAUAAAAACCUUUACUAGUGCUAUAGCACGUAUUAGUUUCAUUUUCUAUUGUUUUAACAUGUGUGUUUUUUAUUUGCGUAUUAUCGGCUUAUUUUUAUUUUUGCAUCGAUGGGGAAGAAUUUCAGUAAGUGCUAAUCUGAACUUCUUAAGAGCACCUCGUUUUGAUAUGACUUGCUGAAUUUCUAUAUCCAAAAGACAUUCUUCACCAUCGAUAUGUUUACACUCAUCUGUAAACUGUCUCAGGUUACUGGUUACGAGAUUUAACGUCUGUUGAUGUAUUAUAUUAAAUAAAUAUUGAAUAAACUGUGUUAAAUUUUAACAAUUUUAUCAUGUCAAGUAAAACUAACCAACUUAAAUUAACAAGUAUGCCAACACUUUUAUAAACUUGUGUCUUUUUUACCGAGUCAUCCAAAUGCAGUGCCAAGUCAAAUACACAUUUUAUCAACAUUGUGUAUUGUUGUACAUACUAAUGAAAUUGAAAACGCUGCUUGGCUUGAUUUUAUUUUAUAGUUAAGAUUGUAUUGUUAUUUAUUAUGAAAUAUAAAUAUUUUAAUGGA